Messenger RNA from Bombyx mori (domestic silkworm), 5698 nucleotides. Its product is annotated as gamma-aminobutyric acid receptor subunit delta. The record is from RefSeq and is a predicted model, not a curated record. Gene Ontology annotation, biological process: signal transduction; chemical synaptic transmission; chloride transmembrane transport. NCBI's taxonomy places the organism in Eukaryota, Metazoa, Arthropoda, Insecta, Lepidoptera, Bombycidae. The transcript is spliced from 10 exons. The coding region runs from base 348 to 1754 and encodes 468 amino acids. Gene Ontology annotation, molecular function: chloride channel activity; transmembrane signaling receptor activity; excitatory extracellular ligand-gated monoatomic ion channel activity. Gene Ontology annotation, cellular component: neuron projection; synapse; plasma membrane.
GAGAUCGGUUCGGAUGUUCGCAGACGGCGCACGAGCUUGGUUGUAGUAGUUUUUCUCGCGAAGCGUCACGGGGUGAGAUCGCACGGAAGCGAAGGUUGCGCCCGUGACCGCGCCCGCCCGCCGCGACCGCGACAACCGCCCGCCGACACCGCGCAGUAUCGUGCCGCGCUCGCUCAUCCUCGGACCUCGAUCUGCGCUAUCAUCCAACGGAAGCAGUGCGCCGACCUCAGUGAAGUGAUGUGCUCGUGUUGAUUUCGCCGAUGAUGUGCAAGCGGCGAGUGAGUGCAGUGACGCCUCCAAGCGGCAAAGGUGAAGGACGGCGUCGGCGACAGCGACCGUAGCUCGUCAUGUGGAAGUUGCUGAUGCCGCUGCUGGCGCUGGUCGCCUUCGGUGGCGGGGCCACGUUCCCGGCCAACAAAGAGCUUCUCGAGUGUGCUAGCCAGAUCCUGUAUAUGGAUCAGCAUUCGUACCAAGUUCCAACAGACUACAAUAGAAACAUUCCACCAGGUAAAAACACUACAGUGUACAUAGGCGUCAAUAUCAUCCGAGUUUCUGGGGUCGAUGAGAACAAACAGGAGAUAACACUAGACGUAUUUCUGCAAGUGUCAUGGACGGAAGAUCGAUUGAACGUGCCGCAUCGGGUUCCGUUCAUCGACCUGCCGUGGGAGUUCAGGCAGCUCAUCUGGACGCCGGACCUGUACAUCUGGCAGCUACAGACCAUGAAGAUACUGUCCGUCCUACAGGAGAUGGCUUCGCUCAGACUCUACGCUAACCGAACCGUCACAGUCAGUAUUGGAGCGACAAUAACAAUCAAAUGCGACAUGGACUUCGUGCUGUAUCCGUUAGACGUGCAGAACUGUGACAUCGACUUCGGUAGCUACAAGUACACAACUGAGGAUGUUCGGUUCGAGUGGAGAGAGGUGGCCCGGUGGCUAGGUCUAGGUCCAGUCGGCAACGAGCGGAGCGAGUUCCGCCUCCCAAAAUACGUAGUCACUUUCGUCACGGCCAAAAGUAAUCAUAUUCACAUAUUUGGUGAAGGCGAACAUUCCGCGGCGCGAAUGCAGAUAAUACUAUCACGAGAACUCAGGAGCUACCUGUUGGAGAGCUACCUGCCGUCCUCGCUGUUCGUCAUCAUAUCCUGGGGCAGCUUCUGCGUCAUACCAGAAAUCGUCCCGGGACGAAUGGUGCUUCUGGUUACGACACUUUUGUCUUUAGUCACCAUGUUUGAUACUGUCAGUACGAACUCACCUGACGCAUUGGAACUGAAAUGCAUCGAGGUGUGGCUUAUAUCGUGCACGAUAUUCGUAUUCCUGGCAUUACUAGAGUAUUUCGUGGUGCUCUUUGGCAUCCGGUACGACAAAAGCUGGAGCCGCCGGCGACAGGACCUGCGCAGAGCGGCCUCUGCAGCCCAACUGGGACCGCCGCCGCUACACAUCAACCAUUUGCAGAGACUAAGCACCCCCGUGACUGGAACGCCCCAGGGAGGGAUGUUCUCACCCACUUUGAGCGUUGAAGAUGAAGGUCUCAAGCAACAGUUUGAACACCAAGCAAUUCAAAGGGAUUCACCGAUCCUGGAGUCGAUACCGCCAGGGGGACGAGCCACUGGCUUCGUGACCAGAAUGAGAGGGGUCAUCGACAACGGGGUCAUGUUCUGCGGAGCCCAGCACGGGGCGCUCGAUAAAUACGCUCUCAUGAUCUUCCCCAUGUGUUUUCUGCUCUUCAAUGUAAUUUACUGGACCACGUACUUAAGUUGAGCGCUUCGGCGGACACGAGAUUAAUAAAAUCGUGCCGUAUCACAGUUGACGAGACAUUGUUGUUAUAAAGUUUACAAACAUCCUAAUACGUAUUAUAAGUUAAGCAAUAUUCACGUAUUAUGACGAUAAACCAUAUGUAAAUAUAAUCGUUUGUAUAGUGAUUAUGGACAUUCGCUUUGGUGAUAAUAUGUACUUAAUUGUAUUUAAUUAUAGUUGUUAUACAAUGCUCAUCGAUUAUACAAAGCCCCGACAUAUAAUAGACGUAAGAUGGCAAUAUAGGGACCACAUGUGAGCUCAGUACAAAAUAUUCUAAGCAAUAAGCCUUUUUAGGAACAGGUGCCUUGAUUAUUCGAUUUUAUAAAAAAAAAAUAUAGAUACAUGUUGUUGUAGUAAAUAUUGCCUUCUCCCGGGUGUAAGGGAAACGUUUCCAAAAACAACUGAUUCUAAUCAUAUUUCAUUUAAAAAAAACAAAAUGUGUGCAAUUCACGCGUGGUAGAAGUGAAACCUUCCAAAAUUAAAAUACAAUUAUCCUAAAUGUCUUAAGUAUAUGUAAAAUUUUGUCAUUAGUAAAUAAUUGUAAGGUAGCGCCCUCUGUGAAUUGAUAUUUUAAUUUCACGUAUAAUCCUAAAUUAAAAUUCACUACAAGAGCUUUCAUACGCACGUUAGUAUUAAAAAAUCUCACAGAUGGCGCUGUAUUAAAUAGUAUGUAUAUUUCUGUCUCAUUCUUUGCUGGCUUCAUCCUACACAUUUUUGUAUUUGUGUCUCUUACCUGUCGUUUUUUCCGUUGCAUUCACGUUUGAAAUCACGAUUCUAAAGAUUUUUUCACUUCAAAAAAAUAUAAACGAAUCCUUGAAUUUUAAUCAUUUGCACGCAAUGUAUAACAAUGACGCGCGGGGUCAACAGCCUCAUGUGUUGUUAGGGUGUUGCGCCCACUAAGUGCGCGGGUUACGGAUUCGAGAAUUUAUUUACUUGCUCAGUCGAAUGUUAUAUUCAAUAUAAGAUGUUGUAUGCUUAUUACAUUGAUCUCGUAAACGAUUCCCUGGCACCCCAUAUUCCGAUCGACUCUUUGAAUUAAUUCAAGCAACGGAAAGCCUUAAUAAUGUUAUUCGUAUAAUCGCUGAACACGUACGUAAUCCUAAUGAACUUCAUUGACCUUAUUCUUAAAACAGACGUCCGUGUCUAUUUUGAAUUAACAAUGUCCACGUAUUGCAGGAUAAUGGAACUGUUCGAUGUUUCGGUAUUUAAAAAUGCUCCUUAUUAAUUAAAAAAACUGAAGAGAAAUGGUUGAUGUUUCUUAUUAUAUUAAUUUUGUCAAAUUUAAUUUACGGUAACGCAUGAUUUAAGGACAAUAACUAAGAAUGUCAUCUCUGUUGUCAGAGUUACAUGCGUUCAGGAAUGUACCAAAAUUAUCCAGCUUUCCUCAAAUAGAGCUCUCAAAUAGAGAUAAAACAUGAGGCAUUAUGUUUUAAGAUGAGGUCAAUUAACGAACUUUUAAUACAAUGAAAGUAAUAUAAGCUGGUAAACUAGAUUUUUCAUAUAGCACCUUAGAAAAAGUUUUUACUUACUACUUAGUAUGAGCACGCACUACGGUUCUUUGCGUCACUUCAACAGUGCCUUAUAAUUAAGAUAAAAAGGACUAAUGUUUUACAUGGUUAUUAAUGAAUAGACCUUUUUUACUUCUAAAAUUAUUUUAUGAUAAUCCUUAAACUUUGAUCACUCGGAUCGGAUCUUAAUCAAUGUCGUGAUCGGAGCGGCACGACGGUGCGAUAAAUCAUUGAAUAUAAAUUUUACUUAUACAAACAUUCUGCACCCGGUAUGUACGUUAUUGCAGUUUUAAAAAUCUCGCGCAUUCACUAAACUAACGAAUUGUCGCACAAUUUUCACCGAGAAAAAUGUACUUUUCCCCUGGCUCUUCGCUGGUAGCCUAAGAGGUUCCAGCUUCGCGCCGACGGGUAACUAAAAUCACGGGCUCAACCUGAGAAAUUUUGCUAAUACUAGCCCUAGCAAGAGCAGUGCUUCGCAGAAUCUAUCACCGGAUCGGAAUCGCAACCCAUUGAGAAGAUCCGUCGUGAAACACAAUGGCUGGUGUCUAUAGGUAAAAAGGUAUAUGUUUGAAUGAUAAACUGCGCGAAAACCUACCUGUGCGUCUGCGUAACAACUUCUUCAAAUCAUAAAAUCUUGCUAUGAAAGUCGACUCGCGUUUAGCCGCAGUGCGUGCAAACUUUUAGUUAUAAGAACUUAGGAAUAAGCAUACUGCCAAGAAUGUCUAUUAUUUUGUAAAAAAAACAUGCAACCAAAAAAAAAAACAUUUUGUUAGUUACAAUACAAUUAUAAUCAAUUAUCGUUAGUUAUCGUUUUAGAUAUUUUAUUAAAAUCUUAAGAAUGUUACCAGUUUAAUUUAUUAAAAUAAUUUCUGUUUUUAACUUAUUUCGUAACAUUAUUUUUUGAUCCAAAAAUUUACUGAAAACCUAAUUUAUUCAGUUUAGGUUCUUGUAAGUAAUGAGAAUCGUAAGAUUUGACAUCAUUGCAUGAACACCACACGCUUGGAUAAUGAGUGGACAUUUCAGUUACCAUCUGAAAAGCCGGAACGCAUGGUCAUUUAGUUUCAUUUAUACAUUAUUUUGUCGCACCAGUUAUUACUAACUGGUAAACUAAAGUUGUGUCGCAAUUUAUUUGGAAUUACGAUUAAGAAUAGUAUCAACAAACUUUAUCUUGUCCUUGUCCGGGUAAUGGGCAGAAAAUGUCUUUAAAUAUCAGAAAGGUGGUUAAAAUAAUGUAGGAAUUAGUGAGUGGAUUAAAUAACAAAUAAUAACGAUAUAUUGCUACUGCUAGCAGAUGUUUAGUGAAGCAGUGUGCUUAGUGCGAAUAUUUUAACGUUCUCACAGCGUAAAAGUUAACUCAAAUUUGUAUGAAGUUGGAACGUUUGGCUAUGUUUGCCGCCUAGGGGCGUUUUUCCAACUGCAUACAAAUUUGAGUUAACUUUUACGCUGUAGAGAACGUUAACAUAUUCGUACUAAGCACACAGGUCGUGGAAGAUGGCGCUCCAAACCCUCAGAUGUAAGGAAUAAGACUGCAGGAGAAGGUUGAAGCGUCUGUCGUGUCUAAGUCUCACUGGGUACCUGGUUUACUAGGCUUCGAGGAUUACUCACAAGCUGUGCCUUAUUUUGCAAAACACAUAAUAAUUGUUCACUUUCACGAUAAUUUCAAUCUAUAUUUUUAAUAUUGUUAUCUGACCUAGUCAUAGACAGUUUUGAUCUUAUUAGACGUAAGUUAUGUGUACCUACUAACAACAUUCUAACGGUGAAUACCGCUAUAGCACAACAAUCUAAUACCUACACAAAAAGUUUGCAGUCAUAGAUUGCAAACACAUUAUUUUAAAUUUUCAUGUUAGUUUAUUUUAUUUUUAAUUAGUUCUAGUAUUCUAAUAUCAACAUUUAUUUUUCAUUUUUGUUUUUUUUUUUAGUUGAUAUGUUGGCAACACUGAAACAAGUGUGCCUGUCCUAAAAUCGUUAGAUAUAAAACAGGAUCAAGGAUCGCUUUCAAUAAUUACGCUGAAAAAGUUUAAACGCGUCAAAACAGACGCUUGUCUGAAUUAUAACCGCCAAAUUCGUUUAGAAUUCUUUGGAGUUAUACUGAUGAAAACAUAUUUUGUAUCAUACCUUAAUUGUCAGCUAAUUGCAUAGCCUACUGUUAAUUAUUAAGAGUAAAUGCACAAACCAUUUGAAAAUCUUUUCUUUUUUUUCGAUUCUGAAUAUUAACUUCGUCGACUGUUUUUUAAUUUCAUUUCAAAAAAUGUAAUGUAACUUUUUGACGCGUUUAGGCUGAUGGUACAUUUUCUCUAUGGCAACUAGUAUAGAUUUUCAAAGAAAAAUAAAUCUACCUUACAUAUUUUUAAAUGUAAAUAAAGUAAUGAUGAAAUAAAAGACAUUAUUUUAAACUACAAA